CCUUAUUGUCACACCCUCGUACACACAGACCUCCCUUGCCUGCUUGCUUGCUUGUCUCCUCACAUAGAUGUCGGCCUGCAGCCCUCCCUCAUCCAGCAUCUCUCGCAUUGUAUGCAUAAAAGCCUCUUCAUUUAGCAAACCACACACUCACACACACACGCCGCCAAACAUCUCAUGCUUCCUCAUCACACACCUGCCUUAAGGGGCCGUGCUAUCUGUAGCUGGUGGUCGUCAGUAUAUGGUCGGGCCGUUGUUCCAUCCCUCAUCGAGCCUGGGCCUCGACGGGAUGGGAUUGAACUCGGGAAUGUCAUAUGGAGCAUCCCUGACAGACAUGACAUGGACACACACCUGUGUGUCCAUGUGUGUGCGGCUUCCUUCGGUGACUGACUGACCUUGGGUUGAGCAUUCGUGUGAGCAGGUUGACCCUGGGUGAUGUGGAGAACCAUAUGUAGUCGGCCAGGAAGCGAGAGUAGCUCUUACGGGCUCCCUGACCCUGCACCACCACACACAGUCACAUGCCACUGUGCCGUCAGUGCACCGUGCGCUCCCUCGGUCACUCCGUCGCUCACCAGGCCUAGCCUGAGUCUCCUGAUGUACGAGUAGCUUUCCUCAGCGGUGGGGUUGAGGAGCACCGACGCGACGCGGAACUUGCCGUCCCGCCUCCUCAGGUUGUAGUAGUCCGUCCCCAGCCGCUCGGCACGAGCCUGGAUGCCGUAGCCGUACUUGACGUGGUCAGAUCCCGCCAGAAGCACCAUCUUGUGACCUGUCGGUCCACCACACACACCACGGCCAGCCACGAGAUACGUACGCAUGUGGUGCGCUGUCUCUGUGUCUGUCUUAGAAUGUUAGUUACGUGGGUGUUCCUCGAGCCACUUGGUCGCCUGCAGGACGGCCACAGCCAAGAGACGAUCAGAAAGGAGGAGCAAGCAGUGUCUGUGUCACGUCGUUGUGUCUUACUUACUGCGUUUGCCAUGGUUUCGUCCCAGAGCACUCGAGCAGCGAAGAAGAGAUUGGGGUCGGGGCUGGGCCCCAGCACGCCCGUCUCGUUGUGGUACUCGAAGCUCCGGCGAAUCACACGGUCGGCAUACAUCUGAACACGACAAACAAGACAAGGGACGGUGCGGUGCACACAUCAAUCACAUCAGGUCAGCACAGCGGCUGGCUGCCCGCAGUCUGCACAGGCCUGUGUGAUUGAUAUGACCUUGAAUCCCGGUUGGUUUGUAUAGUUGAGGAAGCCGAGCACGUCGGGGACAUACCUCUGCCGCUCGGCGCCACGCAGCCCCUCAAAUCCCGACAGCUGGACCUGACACACACGGACACACACACACACACACACGCAUCCACAGUCGUACGUUUCCUCCGUGUGUGUGUGUGUGUGUGUGUGUGCAUGUGCCGAGCGCACCUUUAGCUGCGCUUCGCUGUCUGUGUUGGCAGCGACGAGGGGCACCCUUGCCUGCCGCGCCCAGUGGAACAGAGGCAGGUAGUUCUCGAAGGGGAAGGGCCACCGGUCGUCCCACUCGGUGCUCCGCCUCAGGUCCUCGUCAGCAGCUGCGAGGUCAGCUACCUCACGGCUGAUGUACCUGAUAUAGCCACACACACACACACACACAAUGUAUGUCUGACUCUGGCGUGUGUCUGAGUGCCUGCCUGCCUGCCUACCGACACACCUGUCGAGUGCGGGUUGGAACUGCAGCUGGACCAUUUCGAGUCCGAGUGCGAGGUUGUAGUGGAGGCCCCGCAGCUCGCGGACGAGCCUCAGGGCCAGCUCCUGGUCUAUGCCCUGGUCGUGGUGCUCACCCAACAACACCAACUCGUUCUCGCGAAGAAUUUUCUACGCACAGAGAAAACAGAGAAAGGCAGGCAGGCAGGCAGACAGACAGAUCGAUGCGUGGACGGACGGACAGAUGGAUCGAUGAAUUGAUGGAGGGCAGGUCCUGUUUGUCUGUCGCUACUCUCACUCGCUGCCUUGCCUACCUUGAGCAUGUUGGUCUCGCCCCUGCCGCUGGUCAUGGGCUGCAUCGUCGGCGGGUCAGUCGGCAGAAUCUGAUCCAUCCAUGGCCAGCACACACCCAUAACAUCACACACACAUCACAGCGUUUCAUCGCUUUGCCCCUUCCUUCCACCACCCUGUCCCCCACCCAGCCCACCUGAUACGCCAGAGGUCUGGGCGACAGUGGCGUGACGCCAUCUGCCCGAAGGUAGUUGGGAGUGGGGGUGGGCGUGGGGGUGGGACCGUUGACCGUCACAGGAAGGAACACAAAGUCCUUCGGGAACACUUCCUCCGCUACCUGGGCUGCAGCCUGCUGGGCUGACGCACCGCCAGGCAGGCUGAGACCAAUGGAUGAGGCAGCCAGGGGCAGCAGCGCCUGGCCGACGGCAUUCCUGAGGAAGCCACGCCUCGACUCUUCGUCGCUCAUAUCCUGUUGAAUGACGUCUGCUUCGUCCGGGCGGCCGAAUAAUGCCACGGAAGGCGAUAAAGACACAGCUGAAUCAUCCCGCUGCAACGGCAUGUAUCGACGUCGGGAUGCUGCCCUGCCGCGCAAGCGAGGUGGCUGUGUGGGACCGAUGAAGCCUUGGAGAGCGUUGAUGAGAUCUGAUGUCGUCAGGAGUGUGUCGUCGUGCUCCAGCCGUCUGCUUGAGUGAUGCUUUACGCCAGAAAGAUGAGAGCCACCUCGUUGACAUGCUGCAGAUCCAUUAGAUGAGAGCUGGCCGGACAGAUAAGGGCUGUUUUCGUCCCCCAGAGCCGACGGCUGCAUCCUUGCGAGGAUGGUGCUGUUGGCUGCAACCCAGUGAUGCGCUUCAGAUGAAGGCAUCGUAGCAGCAGGCAAGAUCAGCUGCUGCAGUGCCACCAGGGAUGUCAUGAUUCGCCACCACCUCCGAGAUCUCCAGAACAGCUCACGCUGCCGCGCCGACCGCCUGAUUGAUGCCGUUUUCUCCAUGUGUUGUCCAGAUCUCCUUGAUACACGGCCAUUACACACCCCGCACGUGGCUGUGAAGGGUACAAGACGCGCG
Messenger RNA from Vitrella brassicaformis, 3012 nucleotides. NCBI's taxonomy places the organism in Eukaryota, Vitrellaceae. The record is from the annotation of a GenBank genome assembly.